UGAUGAAAAUCUACAACCUUUAUUUCCAUUUAUCAUUUCAUUUGUUGUCUGUUACGUUAACGUCCCUGCCUCCGAUUCUUUCCAUUUCUUACUUUCUUUCUAGUUUCUCCCUUCCCUCUCACACAACACAAGAGAACACGAAUAAAACGCACUGCACGUGAAUCGCAAUUAUUAGGGUUUACACACCCUCGCAGAUGGUUUGAGAUUGCGAAUUCGACGACGAUGAUGGAAGGAGCGAGCAAUGGAGGGAUGCUGUACCACGAGGUGCAGGAGUCGAAGCUCUGCGCGGUGCAUUGCGUGAACACGGUGCUGCAGGGCCCGUUCUUCUCGGAGUUCGAUUUGGCCGCGCUUGCCUCCGAUCUCGACCGCAAGGAGCGUCAGGUCAUGCUCCCAGCGCUCGCGUCGGCGGAUUUCGAGUCGCACAAUGUCUCGCUCGACGGGGAUUUCAGCAUCCAGGUUUUACAAAAGGCUCUGGAAGUUUGGGACCUACAAGUUAUCCCUCUUGACUCUCCAGUUGCUGAGCCUGCCCAGAUUGACCCUGAGCUGGAAAAUGCCUUCAUUUGUCAUUUACAAGACCAUUGGUUUUGUAUCCGCAAAGUGAAUGGGGAGUGGUAUAAUUUUGACAGUCUCUAUGCAGCCCCACAGCACCUUUCCAAGUUUUACCUCUCUGCCUAUCUUGACUCUUUGAAAGGCUUUGGGUGGAGCAUAUUCCUGGUUAGAGGAAAUUUUCCAAAAGAGUUCCCCAUCUCCUCAUCUGAAGCUUCUAAUGGAUUUGGGCAGUGGCUUUCACCCGAAGAUGCUGAGAGGAUAACUAAAUCUUGCAACUCAGUACAGGCUCCACACCCGAGAGUUAACGAGCACCAACAGCAUUACGAUCAGUUUCUUUCUCAUGGGGAAAAUGAAAUGCUAUUAGACAUGGAAGAUGAGGAUCUAAGGGCUGCAAUUGCAGCUAGUCUGAUGGAUUCGUCCCCAGCUGUGACCAAUGCUGAAGCCAGUACUCCUCAAAAUGAUAAUCAUAGUAGUAAACAAGUGGCAACCACUGAAGCUACCCCUCUAAAUGAUCAACACUCCAAACAAGUGGAACCCAUUGAAGCCACUCCACCUGUCAAUGCUCUAAGCAACAAACAUGUGCCUGCUAUUGAAGCUUGUUCUCUGAAUGAUCAAAACAGCAAAGAAGUGGCAUCUACUAUAGGUGAUAAUGCUCAAGAUGAAAACCAGAAUAAAGAAAAAACAGCCUAAGAGUGUGUUCUUAUUUGCUCCUAAUUUGUUUUUGCAAUUGAGGACAAAAAUCUUUUCCGGUUUAGGUGAUCGAAACAUACAUCAGUGGCUUAAAGUCAUGGUGCUGUGCAGUAUACACAUUCUCAUUUCAAUUGCAUGAUGUAUAAACUGUAAGGAAAACCCUUAAGCAUUUCCAUCGAUUAUAUGAUAGUUACCAAGUUUUGACAGUGUUUUGGAAAGCCCUUUCGGCAUUUCCAUGUGCUUGUGAUUGAUACCAAGUUUUGACCAUGCUGCAUGCUGGUACUACUACAAUAAAUUUGCUUAUGGUGGUGAUUACGAGAA
Messenger RNA from Glycine soja, 1560 nucleotides. Its product is annotated as ataxin-3 homolog. The transcript is spliced from 2 exons. NCBI's taxonomy places the organism in Eukaryota, Viridiplantae, Streptophyta, Magnoliopsida, Fabales, Fabaceae. The record is from RefSeq and is a predicted model, not a curated record. Gene Ontology annotation, biological process: protein deubiquitination. Gene Ontology annotation, cellular component: nucleus. Bases 223 to 1239 code for a protein of 338 amino acids. Gene Ontology annotation, molecular function: cysteine-type deubiquitinase activity.